AUGGCUCUGGAGAGCACGUCGCUCCUGAAAGCUGGGCUUCUGUUGUUUGUGGCAGCUCAAGUACUUCCGUCUUCCGUAGUGUCUGGCUGCAACAGGGUUUUCUACGAGGGGAUGAUCAAUGAGCACUGCCUAGCUAAGUUCAAAUUGGACAUGGGAGCACUGGACCAAGGCCUAUGGUGCAGCUGGCGGGACACCAUGGAGAUCUAUGAGCGACUAACAAACUGCACCUACCAGGUGGCCUUGAGGAUGGACUGCUACUGGCCCAAUCAGAUAAUCGACAGCUUCUUCAUGCAGAUUCACCGGAUCUACUUCCACGACUGUCCUCUGACCGGCCGACUCCUCCACGACCCGCCGACCAGCAUCCUCGCCCCAUUCAUCGCAGUGCCAGUUCUAGUCACCCUACUUAUGACUGCCCUAGUGGUGUGGAGGAGUAAACGCACAGAGGGGGUUUUAUAG
Micropterus dolomieu (smallmouth bass) is the source of this 456-nucleotide messenger RNA. RefSeq names its product receptor activity-modifying protein 1-like. Gene Ontology annotation, molecular function: coreceptor activity. Gene Ontology annotation, cellular component: cell surface; signaling receptor complex; membrane. The transcript is spliced from 3 exons. Bases 1 to 456 code for a protein of 151 amino acids. The record is from RefSeq and is a predicted model, not a curated record. NCBI's taxonomy places the organism in Eukaryota, Metazoa, Chordata, Actinopteri, Centrarchiformes, Centrarchidae. Gene Ontology annotation, biological process: protein localization to plasma membrane; regulation of G protein-coupled receptor signaling pathway; calcium ion transport.